AUGCCCAGCCGGGACACCGUGGAAGCGUUCGAGAAACGACAACCCUAUAAAUACCCGCAGUUCGCCUACUUCAAAGUGAGUCUGUCUUUCCACCCCUCCAUCUCAGGUGAGUGUCUUUCCACCCCUCCAUCUCAGGUGAGUCUGUCUUUCUACCCCUCCAUCUCAGACACACACACACACACGUUGGAGAGGAAAGUGAGGUGUAAGGCAGAACGGACUCCUGUGGUUGGAGGAUUCAUCGUGGAGAAGUUUGUAGCGUCCAUGUACCACUACCUACAGUUCACCCACUACAAACUGAAUGACCUGAGGAACGCAGUGCCGUGUGUAGCCAGCUGCAUGUUGUUUGACCCCAGUGACGAGGUGAUGAAGAACAACGUGGUUUAUAACCAGUACCACAGAGACAAGUACGAACUCGGUGACGAAGACUUCCUACCUAGAUCGGAUGCGGUACGGUUCUUCAACCAGACCACCAUGCAGCUACAGAUGCUGGAGUUCUCCAGACAACGCCUAGCGAGUGAUGAGCACGACAUCUGUCCACAAGAGUGUCUUGGAUCUUAG
Messenger RNA from Oncorhynchus masou masou (cherry salmon), 558 nucleotides. RefSeq names its product cartilage-associated protein-like. Bases 1 to 558 code for a protein of 185 amino acids. Gene Ontology annotation, biological process: collagen fibril organization; peptidyl-proline hydroxylation to 3-hydroxy-L-proline. The transcript is spliced from 8 exons. Gene Ontology annotation, cellular component: endoplasmic reticulum. Lineage: Eukaryota; Metazoa; Chordata; Actinopteri; Salmoniformes; Salmonidae. Gene Ontology annotation, molecular function: collagen binding. The record is from RefSeq and is a predicted model, not a curated record.